Fundulus heteroclitus (mummichog) is the source of this 2354-nucleotide messenger RNA. RefSeq names its product glutamate receptor ionotropic, NMDA 1. Gene Ontology annotation, biological process: ionotropic glutamate receptor signaling pathway; monoatomic ion transport; chemical synaptic transmission. Gene Ontology annotation, cellular component: NMDA selective glutamate receptor complex; synapse; plasma membrane. Bases 53 to 1309 code for a protein of 418 amino acids. The record is from RefSeq and is a predicted model, not a curated record. Lineage: Eukaryota; Metazoa; Chordata; Actinopteri; Cyprinodontiformes; Fundulidae. The transcript is spliced from 10 exons. Gene Ontology annotation, molecular function: NMDA glutamate receptor activity.
UCUGAUCUACCUCCUGCAGGUGAACAACAGCAACAAGAAGGAGUGGAACGGGAUGAUGGGGGAGCUGCUGGGAGGCCUGGCCGACAUGAUCGUGGCCCCCCUCACCAUCAACAACGAGCGCGCUCAGUACAUCGAAUUCUCCAAGCCCUUCAAAUACCAGGGGCUCACCAUCCUCGUCAAGAAGGAAAUCCCUCGCAGCACUCUGGACUCGUUUAUGCAGCCGUUCCAGAGCACACUGUGGCUGUUAGUCGGUCUGUCGGUCCAUGUGGUGGCAGUGAUGCUUUACCUAUUAGACCGGUUCAGCCCGUUUGGAAGGUUUAAAGUGAACAGUGAAGAAGAAGAAGAAGACGCCCUCACCCUGUCCUCCGCCAUGUGGUUCUCGUGGGGAGUUCUGCUGAACUCUGGGAUCGGAGAAGGGGCUCCCAGGAGCUUCUCAGCCAGGAUCCUGGGGAUGGUGUGGGCGGGGUUCGCCAUGAUCAUCGUAGCAUCGUACACUGCCAAUCUGGCAGCCUUCCUGGUGCUGGACCGGCCUGAGGAGCGCAUCACUGGCAUCAACGACCCCAGGCUGCGUAACCCGUCAGAUAAGUUCAUCUACGCCACAGUGAAGCAGAGCUCGGUGGAUAUCUACUUCAGACGGCAGGUGGAGCUGAGCACCAUGUACCGGCACAUGGAGAAGCACAACUACGAGAGCGCCGCCGAGGCCAUCCAGGCUGUCCGAGACAACAAGCUGCACGCCUUCAUCUGGGACAGCGCCGUGUUGGAGUUCGAGGCGUCGCAGAAGUGCGACCUGGUGACGACGGGGGAGCUGUUCUUCCGCUCCGGCUUUGGGAUCGGAAUGAGGAAAGACAGUCCCUGGAAGCAGAACGUCUCUCUGGCCAUUCUCAGUUCCCAUGAGAACGGCUUCAUGGAGGAUCUGGACAAGACGUGGGUUCGAUACCAGGAGUGCGACUCCAGAAGCAACGCGCCCGCCACCCUCACCUUCGAGAACAUGGCAGGUGUGUUCAUGCUGGUUGCCGGCGGCAUCGUCGCAGGGAUCUUCCUCAUCUUCAUCGAAAUCGCUUACAAACGACACAAAGAUGCACGCAGGAAACAGAUGCAGCUGGCCUUCGCCGCUGUUAACGUGUGGAGGAAGAACCUGCAGGAUAGGAAAAGUGGUAGAGCAGAGCCCGAGCCCCAAACCUCUUUUAGGUCCAUCACUUCGACCUCCGACCUCAAACGCCGUAUGGCCCCCGGGGACGCCACGCCGUACCCAACGGACAUCACCGGCCAGCUCAACCUAUCAGAUCCCUCCGUCAGCACCGUGGUCUGAGAGAGAGCCGCAGAGGCCGGGAGGGCUUCACUGCUGCUGAGCCACACACACACAAAACACAAAGAUAUAUAUAUAUAUAUAUAUAUAUAUAUAUAUAUAUAUAUAUAUAUAUAUAUAUAUAUAUAUAUAUAUAUAUAUAUAUUUAGUGUGUGUGUGUAUGUUUGUGUGUUUUAUUUAUACAUGUAAACAUAUAUAUGGGAAAUAUACAUGUUUACAUGUAUAAAUGUCCCCACACCACAAUGCGUCCCCAUUAAGAUGGGUUAAAUUAUGAACCUCACAGUCAUAGUAAAACAGACACACUCACACACACACUCACACACACACACACACACACACGCACUCGCCUUGCUCUGCUUGUAGCUGCCAGCGUCCUGCAACCAGAGGGUCUUUUAUUUUGAAGGAACUCUGUCAGACCGCUCUUAUUCUGGUGUGUGAAGUUGUACAGUUUGUUCUGUUUCCUGUCAGUCCUGACACUGAUCCACUGACAUAUCAAACAUCCUGACCAGUUACAGAGCCUGUUCAAACUGGUUUUAAUGGUUGUAACUGCUUUUUAAACAGCGAUCUGCGCUCAUAAAUCCAACAAUGCUGUUUCCUUUAAAUGUGAACUAACACAGCCCUGUUGAUCAGGAAGUAACCAAUCAAAAGCCUGAUCCUGUGGUAAGUGGGUGGAGCCUCUGAGGAAGGAAGUUGCUCUUUAACAGGAGGCAGAGGUUUUUCUCUAGUCAACCUGCAGCUCAACUGUUCAGGGAACUUGUUGCUCUGUUUUCAGGGAAACUGCACUGUCUCUAUUUGUUAUGCAUCCUAAACGUGAUACAAAAAAAAUAUAUAUUUUAGUACAUCAAAAACUGCAGCUUUUAGCUACAAGAUUAAAUUACUGAUGUAUUGAUGUUUUAAUUGUAGAUAGCUGCAUAUAAUAUAACAAUACAUUUCUGCAUAUUUAAUGUUAACCUUUCCCUCACUUUUCACUGUUGCUGCAACUAUAUGAGUAUAAAGUACUGCCAUGGGUUUCCACUGGAUCAAAUAAGAAUAAACCUCUUUAUUUAAU